Molecule: messenger RNA, 1256 nt
Organism: Daucus carota subsp. sativus
Lineage: Eukaryota; Viridiplantae; Streptophyta; Magnoliopsida; Apiales; Apiaceae
Product: WAT1-related protein At2g37450
Exons: 6
Coding region: 1-1116 (371 amino acids)
Cellular component (GO): plasma membrane
Molecular function (GO): transmembrane transporter activity
Source: RefSeq, a predicted model, not a curated record
AUGCCAAAAAGCAAAGUGUUUUCGAGGGUUAAGCCCUUUCUUGCAGUUCUGUUUUUGCAGUUUGGGCUAGCGGGGAUGGAUGUUAUUUCCAAAGUUGCACUCGAUCAAAUGAUGAGCACCUAUGUGUUUGUCGUGUAUUACCACGCUAUUGCCACUAUUCUUACUGCUCCCUUGAAAAGUGAGGCCAAAGAUGACAAAAGCAAUGUUUGGAAAGUUUAUUCUUCUUGCCUUACUAGAACAUUUAGUAGAAAUCUAUUUCAAUACAUAUAUCUGGUUUCUGGCAGGCUUGAGAAGGUUAAGUUGAAGAGUAUCAGAAGCCAAGCUAAAAUAGGCGGCACACUGACUACUAUCGGAGGAGCCAUGCUCAUGACGUUUGUCAAAGGACCAGUUAUUCAUCUAAUGUGUACAGAAGGAAGAACCAAUCCUGUUCAACGAAGUAAUGGAGUAGGUUAUCAACAUUCACUAAGGGGUUCUCUUAUGAUAACUGCUUCAUGCUUCAGUUGGGCUUGUUUUAUGGUUCUACAAGCAAAUACACUAGAGACAUAUCCUGCUGAGCUCUCUUUAACAGCUUGGAUAUGCCUGAUGGGCACCGUGGAGGGGGCCGUACUUGCCCUUGUAAUGGAGAGGGGAAAUGCUGCUGUUUGGUCCCUCAAUUUCGACGCUAAACUACUAGCAGCUGUCUACAGCGGCAUAAUUUGUUCAGGACUCGCUUAUUAUGUUCAAGGAAUUGCAAUGAAAGACAGAGGACCUGUUUUUGUAACGGCUUUCAAUCCACUGGGCAUGAUCCUUGUCGCCGUCUUAGGAUCCUUCAUCUUAGCAGAACAAAUACACCUGGGAGGGGUCAUCGGAGCCUUUGUGAUAGCUGUAGGAGUUUACCUUGUUGUGUGGGGUAAGAGCAAAGAUUACAAGCCCCGGGACCUGUCAAUAGACAAUGAAAAUGCAUUGAAGUCUGAACAAAUAAUAGACGUAAGCAGAAUGAAUGAUGAGGAAAAUCACAAGGUGUCUGAACAAAUGAUAGAAGCAAGCAGAAUUUAUGACAAGGAUCAUCACGAGGUUCUAGCCAUAAGUGAAUCUAUGGAGGAAGAAAAAGAAUCAGACAAGACUCUUGUAAAUUAAAUAAAGCUUUUAGCUGCUGUCUACUCUUCUUAAAUAAAACAAAUGCAAAAACUUAUUAUAAAAACAUCCUAGUCUUAGAGGGGUGUAUUCGAUCGAGAUUUUAAUGGAUUGUUUUUAGUCCAUGGAUUUUAAUGGAUCAU